CGGAGGCUAGCUCGGUCGGUGCAGCCUCAUCCACAACCGAGAAGAAUCAGGGAGAGGAGAGCGGAAGGGCAUCUCACCUUCUCAUACGCACAAACGGAUAUUUCGCUUCUCCCCUGCCCUCCGUCCGUCAGUCCAGCUUCUUAUUUCUCCUCUUUCUGUUCCCUCCUCUCGUCGUGGGUAUGAUGAUGAGCUCCAGCCUGCUGGAAAACCCGGUGCAGGCAAUUCUGUACCUGCGGGAGCUCACCACCAUCGUCCAGAACCAGCAGAGUCUCAUCCAGACCCAGCGCGCCCGGAUAGAGGAGCUGGACCGGCGGGUGGACGAGCUCAUCGGCGAGAACAGGCACCUGCGGGACGUCAGGGUACAACAGCAGCAUCUCUACCAUCACCACCAUCACCAUCACCCCGACACCAGCCCGCAUCAGCACCACCACCCUCAGGAGCCACAGCUCAAGACCGGCGCGGGAUCUCUGCCAGACCAUGCGGCUGCACCAGCUCAGGUCGAGGUGACUCCGGGGGUCCAAUCGUCGCCUCCAAAACCUAUGGACCCGGGAGACAUGCAGCUGGUCCCGGCCGACCCGUCCAUGGUUUCCCCGGUUGAAAGUGACCCGGAAAACGGCGGAAGUUACCACAGCUGCCGCUCUUUGGUUCCGAUGACCCCCACAACCCUGUGUCGAUCCCUGGCCCUGGCUAAGAAAUCCGAGAGCGAGACGGUGCUGCAUCAGUUUUGCUGCCCCGCCCCUGAACAUCCAGAGGCUGACACCACUGGCUCAUCGGGUGGUCAGAUGCUGAGCCUGGAGGAUGGAACAUCCUCCGGUAGUGGACAGGAAGUGGAGGGAACCAAGAGAGACGGGCCCAGCGAGUACGAGAUCACCCUGGAGAAUAAGAACAAACAGAUAGAAGAGUUGGAGCAGAAAUAUGGAGGCCAUCUCAUAGCGAGGCGGGCAGCCCGUCGUAUCCAGACAGCUUUCCGUCAGUACCAGCUCAGCAAAAACUUUCAGAAGAUCCGGAACUCUUUGUCAGAGAGCAAGUUGCCCCGCCGGAUCUCCCUGCGCCAACCGAGCCCCUCAGGCCGAAACCGUAAUGCAGCCCAGAGACACAGUUACAGUCUGCAUCCUGGAGGAGGGCAGAUACCCUUACGCUCCAAAACUCCCCCUCCUCCCCCAUGUCGCUCCACCUCUCUGCCUCCUUCUCCUGCAUCUGCCCCAGCAGCAGGUCCCACCCCUGCCCCUACCCCGGCCCCAGCUCCAGCGCCACCUCAGACCCCUGGACAAACACUCACACAGCUGGAGGACUGCUUCUCUGAACAGCUUCAUUCUUUGGCCCAGUCCAUUGAUGACGCCCUUCGUGGUUGGAGCUUGUCAGAGGGUGGAGACGGGAAGGGGCUCCUGAUGGACCCCGGGGCCCUUCGUGCAGCUGCUGAGAGCGCUUGUCUGCCCCGCAGCGCCAGCUCGCUGCUCAUGGCCUUCAGAGAUGUCACUGUUCACAUUGACAGCAAUAGCUCUUACACCAUCUCCACCGCCACCACCACAACCACCACCUCCCUGGGUAAUACAGGUGGGGGACAGCCGGGCAGCAGGAAGACCUCUAUGAGCGGGACAGCCGUGGAAGGAGAUGGCCAGUUUGCAGAGGAGCCAGAGUUUCCUGCACCUCCGCCCAGUGAGGAACUAGAAAUGGCUGAUCCAGGUUCCAGGAGGGGCUCAGCGGUGCCAGCUCUCGGAGGAGGAGGAGGAGGAGGAAUGGAGGGGGAGAGCUCCUCAGACAGACUGGGAUCUACAUCCACCUCUACCUCCACCUCUGUCUCCACCUCAACCCAGUCUAACCAGCAACCCGCUCAGAUUUACACCCAGUACCAGCAGUACCACUACACUCAUCCUCAGCAGAUUCCGGGGGGGCCCAGCCCUGAGGCCUUGCAGGCCCUGGUCGUCUCUCUGCCCAGGGACCGCUGCCAGGAUCCAGCGUCCUGCCGCUCACCGACUCUAUCCACAGACACGCACCGUAAACGCCUCUACCGUAUCGGACUCAACCUCUUCAAUGUGAACCCAGAGAGAGGCAUCCACUUCCUGAUCACGCGUGGUUUUGUCCCGGACACGGCCAUCGGAGUGGCUCACUUCCUGCUGCAGAGGAAGGGUCUGAGCAGGCAGAUGAUUGGAGAGUUCUUGGGGAACAGCAAGCUGCAGUUCAACAGAGAUGUCCUUGAUUGUGUCGUGGAUGAGAUGGAUUUCUCAGGCAUGGAGCUCGACGAAGCCCUGAGAAAGUUCCAGGCUCAUGUUCGUGUUCAGGGAGAAGCGCAGAAAGUGGAGAGACUUAUCGAAGCCUUCAGUCAGAGGUACUGCAUGUGUAAUCCUGAUGUGGUGCAGCAGUUUCACAACCCGGACACCAUCUUCAUCCUGGCCUUCGCAGUGGUCCUCCUCAACACUGACAUGUACUCGCCCAACAUCAAACCCCAGCGCAAAAUGGGCCUGGAUGACUUCAUACGCAACCUCAGAGGUGUGGAUGACGGCGCAGACAUCCCCAGAGAGAUGGUGGCAGGCAUUUAUGAAAGGAUCCAACAGAGAGAACUGCGCUCCAACGAGGACCAUGUCACCUACGUGAGCCGUGUGGAGCAGUCCAUCCUUGGCCUAAAAACUAUCCUCGCCGUGCCCCACAGACGUCUGGUGUGUUGCUGUCGUCUGUUUGAGGUACCUGACGCCAACAAGCCUCAUAAACAGAAACUGUCCCAGCUUCAGAGAGAGGUCUUUCUCUUCAAUGACCUGCUGCUGAUCCUGAAGCUGUGUCCUAAGAAGAAAAGCUCGGCCUCGUACACUUUCUGUAAAGCUAUGGGUCUGCUGGGAAUGCAGUUUCACCUCUUCAGCAAUGAAUAUUAUGCCCAUGGCGUCACCAUGCUGAGCCCGUUUACUUCGGAGAAGAAGCAGCUGGUGAGUUUCUGCUCCCCAAGCGGAGAAGAGCUCAGGAAGUUUGCAGAGGAGCUCCGAGAGGCUAUUGCAGAGGUCAACGAGAUGGAACAGAUACAUAUUCAAUGGGAACUGGAGAGGCAACAAGGCAUCCAGCCACAUGGCAUACACGCCAACGGUGGGCAAGUGGACACACACACAGGACACGGCUCUCCCUCAGGCCAACAGGAUGCGUACGAUAAAACCGGCAACAACAACACAGUGGAGGUGUCAAUUCACAACAGGCUGCAGACCUAUCAACUGAGCCAGCCCAGCAUUGAGUCCACGCAACUGGCCCUGGCUGCGCCACCCGCCCUGCUCAGCCCCGUCCAGGCUGGAGAGCUCCGCCCAGAAACACUCAUCCAAUGCCAGCAGAUCGUCAAGGUGAUUGUGGUGGACCAGAGCGGGCGAGGGAGAAUGGAGGCCUUCCUCAGCCAAGGCCCGGCGACCCAUCAGCUCAUCCAGUCGGCCAUGUCCACACCUGUGCGUGUAAGAGAGGGGGAUGGCCCUCAGCCCCCUCUGCCACCUCCCCCUCCACCUUACAACCACCCACACCAGUUCUGUCCCCCUGACUCACCCAUGCCCCUCCACCACACCAUGCCUCUCACCCGCAGGCGCAACUCAAGCGGCUCCCGCAGCAUUGUCUGAGUCAGCCGCUCUACGAACCCUUGGGGGCCAGACAUGAGCCUCACACUCACACAGAAACACACACGUGCUGGAGCACUAGUUGACUCACUUUGAGUGGUAAGGUUAAAGCACUGCUUAAAAAAAACAAAAAUGUGAGGAAUAUACUGUACGAGUUGAGUAAAGGGACAAAGGAAAUGGAAACCACCAAGUCUAUUCAUGGUCUUGACUGAGUGGUGGUUUUGAACGUGGAGUAUUUUUGAUGCCAUUUAUAAAAGACAACUUUUCUUCUUUCUUUUGUCUCCAACAUGUC
Molecule: messenger RNA, 3867 nt
Organism: Plectropomus leopardus (leopard coralgrouper)
Lineage: Eukaryota; Metazoa; Chordata; Actinopteri; Perciformes; Serranidae
Gene: iqsec3b
Product: IQ motif and Sec7 domain ArfGEF 3b
Biological process (GO): actin cytoskeleton organization; regulation of ARF protein signal transduction
Molecular function (GO): guanyl-nucleotide exchange factor activity
Source: RefSeq, a predicted model, not a curated record